GAACUGUCAGCAGGGGUUCCUUACGGUUUUCCAGCAGGACGGGAUAAUCUGUUGAUCCAGAGAUUGCUUUUUGAAAGAGAGAGAAAGAAGCAUUUUUCUCUCCGUUCGACAAUGUCUUCUCCAGAAAUCGCUUCCCUCUCUUGGGGGCGGAUGACAGUGAAAGGGUGUUCUACGACAUACAAGGACUGCAAAGUGUGGCCAGGAGGCAGCCGGACGUGGGACUGGAGGGAAACCGGAACAGACCAUUUCCCUGGUGUGCAGCCAGCAGAUGUUGAAGAAGUUGUGCAGAAGGGUGCGAAAACUUUAGUGAUUGGCCGUGGCAUGAGCGAAGCCUUGCAGGUGCCAUCCUCCACUGUGGACUACCUCAAGAAACACGGGAUCGAUGUGUUGGUUCUGCAGACAGAGAAGGCCGUGAAAGAGUACAAUGCGUUGGCCACCCAAGGGGUUAAAGUGGGCGGCGUCUUCCAUUCUACCUGCUAGAGCAAGAGGCACGGCCCUGCCUCUCGCCAUCUUGUGCCUUUGGCUAAAUAAAAAAGAGCCCGUUUGGGGAUGGCUUCUGAA
Messenger RNA from Eublepharis macularius, 561 nucleotides. RefSeq names its product adipogenesis associated Mth938 domain containing (gene AAMDC). Gene Ontology annotation, biological process: positive regulation of fat cell differentiation. The transcript is spliced from 4 exons. Gene Ontology annotation, cellular component: cytoplasm. Bases 112 to 480 code for a protein of 122 amino acids. NCBI's taxonomy places the organism in Eukaryota, Metazoa, Chordata, Lepidosauria, Squamata, Eublepharidae. The record is from RefSeq and is a predicted model, not a curated record.